AUGUCGGGCGAAUCUCCCGAGGCGCGGGAGAAGAGGCUCGUGGGGACGGUUCAAAUCCGGAUCCUCGAGGCCUCGAACAAGGAGGACAAGCUCAACGAACUGCUCAAGAAGUACCUGUGUGCUCUGCUGCUGAAGGCCACGAGCGAGCAUGCAUCAGUCCGCAAUGAGGUCAUUCAGUUCGCUUCCAAGUUGAAGACGUUGAUUAUGCACCCGAGCAUCAUCUUACCCGUUGAGGCUCUCAUCGACCAGUACCAGAAGAGCACAGCGCCAAUUCUUCGUAUGCUUGACAUGUCAUUCAUCCAACACAGCAUCGGUCGCAUGGAAGACUACGACCGCCGCGCCCUCGUCAGCAAGGUCGCCAAGGGCAUCUCCUCAUCGUCACAAGGAGCGACCCAGCCAUCCAUGUUCAAUGUCCUCUUGAAGAUUCUCCCCGACAUCAAAGUACCAUCCCGCGGUAGUGAGGAGGACAUGGCAUUCUGCGAGGCUAGCGGCCUGACCGACGAUGCCGAUGCUGCGUUCAUCGCCAAAUGGCUCGGAAAGGUGCUCCUCUUGAGGAUUCCCGGAAACUCGAACCCCAGCCGUCAAGACUUUGAGAGGCUUAACCCUGCACUCACCUCAGAGGACCUCGAGUUUCUCAGACCCGAGCAGAAGGACACCGCUCCCGCUUUUCAGAAGAUGCAGGACCUCCGACGGAAGAUCGCACAGCUGCUUGCGAGCGGCGCCUUCAAGGAUGAGGAGAGGCUUCUGCCCGCGCUCUCAGCCGCGGCAAGCCCUGAUUACCAGGUUUCACAAGUCGGCGAGGACAUCCUGAAGAGAAUGACAAUCGACUUCGAGAAGAAGGAGAUUGUCGACGAGUUAUACAGCGCCCACGCCAGACUCCCCGCACCGCAUCGCAUCCGAAUUCUCGGUCUUCUUUCCAAGUCGAAGCUUGCGACAACUAUGCAUGACCGCAUACACGCUGUCGUCACUCUUGACUUUGGAACAGAGAGUUCGUCAAAUACACCCUCACAUCUCCAAGCGGCGAGCGGCCUCGAGCGCAACAAGCUUCACAAGGCCCUCUUCUACUUCAUCAACUGGACCGCGACGCAAGGCCCUACCCUGGCUCCGUUUACGGUCGGAUCUAAACUCAUUGACAUGAUGCGCACAUACGUUGAGGACCAAGGCUGGCCGGUACCAAGGACGUUAUCCGCAGAUGAGGAGACACUUCGUGCCAUGGCGUACGAUCUCCUUGGAUCGCUCGGCAUGAACAGUCCCUUAUCUGUCCAAGACCGCGUUCAUCUCGUCGGAUGGCUCUUCCGCUCCCUCUCAGAAGAUCCCACAAAUGAGGCGGUUGUUAACAUCGAGGGCUCGCUGUCGGGAUUGACCAGAAGCUUCCAAACGGCGACUGUCAGCGGCGAUGGACGAGGCAGCGGCAUGGCCAACCUCAUUUCCUUGCUGCUUCACUACAUGAACCUGUCAGAGGACGCCCCCGCGGUGCGUAGUGCGCGCUUCUCGGCCGUUAAGUGGGCGAACCAGACCAUAGCAUCGUGGGACGAGCGCGGUAGAUGGAUCGACAUUCUCGCCAUUGCCGGACGCGUGGGUGAGCGGACUGAAGUUGUCGAGGAAGGCCGCAAGGGCCUGGAUCCGUGGACAUACCGCGAUGGCGAGGACCACAAGAUGCCGGACUGGAUCAAGCUCAUGACCUACUUCUUCUGCCAGAAGAUCACCGACGACUUCACCAGCGACGACUUUACAACCCCGAAGAAGUACCAUAUGGAGUUCGACGACGAGGCGACGAUCCAGAACUUCGAAGGCGAGAAGCUCUUCGCGUACCCCGUGGCCGUGGAGUACGUCAAAAGGGCAAUGUUCGUCGCCGCUCUGCCUGACUUCCCCCUUGUACCAGGCUGGGCGGAGCACCUCGACACUCAAGUCCGAAACGACAUCAAGACGCGCGAUAAGAUCCGCGCUUACCUCCGUUCCAUCGACGAAGCGAACGCCUCACUCCUGAUCAAGAUCUGCUUCGACGGCGUGCGCCUCAAGAACAAGGAGGGAGCGAAUCCCAUCGUUGAGAGCUGCCUGAGGUCCCUCGUCGACAUCGCCGCGCUCGCCCCCUCGGCCUGCAUCAACCACGUUGCCAGCUAUGCGCAUCUCAUGCAGUCCUGCACCCGGAACAACAACCGCCACAUCCGCUUCCUCGCGGCACAGACUUGCGGCAUCCUGAUCCCUCAUCCCCUUAACAAGGCGGACUUGGACUUCCCUGACGAGGUUGCAGCGAAGCAAGCGAGGAACCAGCAGAUCCAGGAAUUCCUGCGAAACCUCAAGACUAUGAUCUUUACGUGGGAGAACUCUGUUGGGUCGCACGCGAAUGCUGUGGAGGGAUCCAUACAAGCUUUCGGACACAUCUUCUCUAGAGCGGUGUACUACGGCCUCCCGAUCCCGGCCGAUACUCACCUGCCGCCCAAGCUGCUCAUGGACAAGAGCCACCAUCGUCCGUCGCUGGAGGACGCCAUUCUCGACUGCUACGCCGAGCUCUGGACCGCCGGUCUCUCACAGUACAUCCCCGACAACGUUAACAACCUCACAGCGGACUACGUGAUUGAGAGACUCGGAGAAAAGGCUGCGGCAGGCAGCGACAAGGCCAUCUUCGCCCUCGGCCGCCUUGCUCUGGCAUUUAACGAGCCCAAGGAAGAGGCUACUCCAGAAGACGGUCUUCUGUACCCGUCUAGCAAGACCUCUGGCAUUGACAACGUCCUUCGCGCGCUGUUCAGCCUCCACACCAGGCGCGAGACCGAGAUCCAGUUCACCGUCGGCGAGGCCAUCACCGCCGCUAUCGCCUGCUGGGACUCCGACUUUGUCAAGCUCACGAUGAAUGUGGACGCACCCGCUGGUCCGUGGAAGAAGGAGAAACGGAGCGUGAGAAUCACUGCCGUGCUGGACAAGCUCUUCAAGGACUGUAAGACCACCAAGCCCUCCCUCCUCAAGGCGUCCGGCAUCUGGCUGUUCUGCGUCGUUCAGUACUGCGGACACCUCAACGAAGUCCAGUCUCGCCUCCGGGAGGCCCAGGCCGCUUUCAUGAGACUGCUCAGCGCCAGGGACGAGCUCGUGCAAGAGACCGCUUCUCGGGGACUGUCGUUGGUGUAUGAGAAGGGCGAUGAGGGACUGAAGCAGGACCUUGUCAGAGACUUGGUGUCUGCUUUCACCGGAAACAGCACCCAGAUCAAGGUCGAAGAGGAGACGGAGUUGUUCGAGCCCGGCGCUCUGCCUACCGGCGAGGGCAAGUCCGUUACUUCGUACAAGGACAUCGUCAGCCUGGCCAACGAAGUCGGCGACCAGAGCUUGGUCUACAAAUUCAUGUCUCUGGCGACCAACGCGGCGACCUGGUCGACACGUUCUGCCUUUGGCAGGUUCGGCCUGAGCAACAUCCUCUCCGAGUCAGAGGUCGAUCCGAAGCUGUACCCCAAGCUCUUCCGCUACCGCUUCGACCCCAACUCCAACGUCCAGCGGUCCAUGGACGACAUCUGGAAGGCUCUGGUCAAGAACCCGAACGAGACGAUCGGCGUCCACUUCGACGCCAUCAUGCAAGACCUGUUGAAGAACAUCCUCGGCAAGGAGUGGCGCGUGCGGCAGGCGAGUUGCGGCGCUAUUUCCGACCUCAUCUCGGGGCAGCCGUUCAACAAGUACGAGCGGUACUACGCGGAGAUCUGGACCGCGGCUUUGAAGGUCCUCGACGACGUCAAGGGUUCCGUCCGCGAGACGGCGUUGAAGCUCUGCAUGGGUCUCACCAACACGAUCGUGCGCCAGCUCGAGGAGGGCGGAUCGUCCUCGUCGGCGCAGGCCAUGCUCAAGCAGGCCCUCCGCUUCCUCCUCUCGCCCAGCGGCCUGGAGAGCGGCGUCGACGAGGUGAAGAUGUUCUCCCUCAAGACCAUCAUCGACAUCACCAAGAAGGGCGGUCCUAACCUGAAGCCCUUCAUCGUGGACUUCAUCCCGCCCCUGCUCGGCCUGCACAGCACCAUCGAGCCCGAGCAGAUCAACUACGCCUACCAGAAGGUCAGCGAAGACUCGCGCGACCAGCUCGACAAGCUGCGCGCCCGGUGGGUCAACCAGUCGCCCAUCUCCGAGGCCAUCGACAACUGCCUGCGGCAGCUCGACGCCGACGGCAUGAAGCAGCUCGCGCCGAAGCUGGAGGAGAUCAUCAAGACCGCCAUCGGCAUGCCGACCAAGAUCGCCUGCGCGAGGCUGAUCGGCGACCUGGUCAUGCGCCACGCCGUCGACUUCACGCCCGUCUCGUCGCGGUUCAUGCAGCUGAUGGAGAAGCAGGCGCUGGACCGCAACGACGAGGUCAGCAAGGGCUACGCGCGCGCCGUGGGCUACCUGAUGCGCAUCGUCCCGGACGCGUCCAAGGAGAGGCUCGCGGACAGGAUGGUCGAGCUCUACUUCGGCAGCGAGGACGAGACGCGCCGCGCCAAGGUCGCGGACGUCGUGCUCGGCGUCUCGAAGCUCGCGCCGGAUCACUUCAACCGCCUCGCGGCCAAGUUCGUCCCGUUCACCUACAUGGGCCUCCACGACACGGACGACUACACGCGCAAGUGCUUCGACGAGGUCUGGAGCCAGCACGGGUGCAGCUCGCGCACCGUCGCGCGGUACGUCCCCGAGAUCGUCGAGUUCGUGAAGCGGGGUCUCGAGGCGCCGAGGUGGAACCUGCAGCACACGGCGUCCUUCACCAUAGCGGCGAUGGUCAAGGCCGUCGUCGGCUCCAGCGACGCCACCGGACAGAUCUCGGACGCGAACCUGAAGGUCAUCUGGCCCAUCUUCGACAAGGCCCUCGCGGUGAAGACGUUCCCCGGGAAGGAGAAGCUCCUGGAAUCGUACCCCCAGUUCGUCGGCAAGGGACAGAGUCUCUGGAAGAACGACUCGGCCGUCGCCGCGCAGCAGUACAAGAUCGCGAUCCGCGAGGCCAAGCGCAACAACGAGGAUUACCGACCGCACGCGUUCAAGGCGCUGUGGAAGUUCGCCGAGCAGCGUGAGGAUAAGGACAUGCUCGAGGACAUUUCGACGAUCGUCAGUGGCGUGUUGGACGACAUGCUCGACGAGGACAGGAUGGACGUCGACGGGUCCGGGGAUAAGACGCGGAAGGCGGCCGUCAAUGGAAUCGAGGCCGUCGCAAGGGGUUACAACCGUCCUCAGAUGAAGGAGAACCCCGGCGCGGUGACGAAGAAGAUCCUCGAGCUGCUCAAGCCGUACCUCUCGAGCCCCCACUUCGCGGCCAUCAAGCGCGAGGUGUGGUACGAGUGCGUCCGGGACCUGAUGAAGAAUACCCCCAAGACGGAGACCCCCGGAGACAGGGAGGUUGCCUUCGCGUACCUCAAGAGCCUCGACCUCGAGGAGCCCGAUAACGGCACCGAGGCGCAGCGGACGAUGCGGGUGCACGCUCUCGGUCAGGUAUUCGAGGCGAUUCAACGCGGGGUGUUCCCGGUGGCGGCGGACGACAGGAAGGGGUUCACGGAGACGGUGAACAAGAUGCUCGCGGCGGAGAGGUCUUUGGAAGUGCAGAGGCAUCUUAAGGAAAUCUUGGGAGAGCUGAAUAAGUAG
Colletotrichum karsti is the source of this 5568-nucleotide messenger RNA. Its product is annotated as proteasome component ECM29. NCBI's taxonomy places the organism in Eukaryota, Fungi, Ascomycota, Sordariomycetes, Glomerellales, Glomerellaceae. The transcript is spliced from 3 exons. Gene Ontology annotation, biological process: proteasome assembly. Gene Ontology annotation, molecular function: molecular adaptor activity. The record is from RefSeq and is a predicted model, not a curated record. Gene Ontology annotation, cellular component: nucleus; cytoplasm. The coding region runs from base 1 to 5568 and encodes 1855 amino acids.